AUGUCGGUGUUGAAGCCGCUGGACAAACUGCCUGCGCUGAACAAGGCCACCAUCCUGCUGGUGAGCACGGAGGACGCCGUUCUUCAGCAGUUGGCGGAGUCCAUGCUCCGGGAGGACUGCGCAUCCCAGCUGCUGGUGCACCUGGCCACCUCUCUCCCCCUGCCCUCCAAUGUGACUCGACCCCGGAUUGACCUGAUUGUGUUCGUGGUGAACCUUCACAGCAAAUACAGCCUGCAGAACGUCAUGGAGUCUCUGCGCCACGUGGACGCCAGCUUCUUCCUGGGGAAGGUGUGCUUCCUGGCCACGGGAGCUGGACAGGAGAGUCACUGCAGCAUCCACCGCAACACCAUCCUGAAGCUGGCCCACACCUACCGCAGCCCCCUGCUCUUCUGUGACUUGAAGUCAGAAGACUUCAAGGUCGCCAUCGCUCAGCGCCUGCUGCGGAUGCUACAGAUCUGUGCCGGCCACAUACCUGGCGUCUCUUCCCUAAACCUGCUGUCCCUGCUGCAGCGCUCAGAGACACCCACCCUGGAGGACCCACCCACCCUGGAGGACCUGUGA
This is a messenger RNA of Elephantulus edwardii (Cape elephant shrew), 561 nucleotides long. RefSeq names its product centromere protein M (gene CENPM). Lineage: Eukaryota; Metazoa; Chordata; Mammalia; Macroscelidea; Macroscelididae. The transcript has 6 exons. The record is from RefSeq and is a predicted model, not a curated record. The coding region runs from base 1 to 561 and encodes 186 amino acids.